Molecule: messenger RNA, 3721 nt
Organism: Chrysemys picta bellii (western painted turtle)
Lineage: Eukaryota; Metazoa; Chordata; Testudines; Emydidae
Source: RefSeq, a predicted model, not a curated record
GACCCCGCGGUGGCCGGGGCGCGCCGGCCGGGAUACACCUGUGCCCGGCGGCGGCGGCGUUUCCCCGCUGCCCUCCCCCGCGCCCGAGCCCGGGCAGGUGAAGGGCCUGGCCCCGCCCCCGAGCCGGGGCUGGGCCACCUGGCGCGUCCCGGCUGCUGCAGCCGCGUCCCGGGGCUCGGAACCUCCCCCAGCCAGGUUUGGAAAAGGACAUCAGAUGGCCAUGGAAUAGCCAAAGAACGUAAGGCCCUGAAAUGCACAUAGCUCUAACUUAGCGGGGACUUUGGAAACAUCCCUGAAGAUGAGGCUAUUCCGGCGAAAUUAUGGCCCAUUGAAGCUGGCUUUGGUGGGUGUGGUCUUUGUGAUCUUCCUCUUCAUAAUACAGAAGGAUGUCGGGAAUGGGGACCACACCGAGGAGCCCUGGCUGAAAAACAUUGUCGAGAGGAAAGACCAAGUGAUUGACAUGAUGAUGGGGGCAGUAAAUAACAUUCGCGACUCGAUGCCAAAGCUACAGAUCCGGGCUCCGGCUCAGCAAGAGGAACCUUUGCAGAGCAGCAAGUCCUGCCUUCCAGGUUACUAUACCCCAGCUGAACUGAAACCACUGAUGGAACGACCACCCCAAGACCCCAACAGCCCAGGAGCCGAGGGCAAAGCUUUUAAAAAGGACCAGUGGACACCGCAGGAGACUAAGGAGAAGGAGCGCGGCUAUGAGAAGCACUGUUUCAACGCCUUUGCCAGCGACCAGAUCUCUCUCCAAAGGGCGCUGGGACCUGACAGCCGACCUCCAGAGUGCAUUGAUCAGAAGUUCAAGCGCUGCCCGCCAUUGCCCACCACCAGUGUCAUCAUAGUGUUUCAUAAUGAGGCCUGGUCCACCUUGCUCCGCACUGUGUACAGCGUCCUGCACUCCUCCCCUGCCAUCUUACUGAAGGAGAUCAUUUUGGUGGACGACGCCAGCACAGAUGACUAUUUAAAAGACCAACUGGAUCUCUACGUGAAGCAGCUGCAGAUAGUGAGAGUUGUGCGGCAGCAGGAGAGGAAAGGGUUAAUAACCGCACGACUACUCGGCGCUGGGGUCGCAAGCGGAGAGGUGCUCACUUUCCUGGAUGCUCACUGCGAGUGUUUCCACGGCUGGCUGGAGCCUCUCUUAUCCCGGAUUGCAGAGGAACCCACUGCCGUGGUGAGUCCAGACAUCACCACCAUCGACCUGAAUACCUUUGAGUUUUCCAAGCCAAUCCAAUAUGGGAAGCAACACAGUCGGGGAAAUUUUGACUGGAGUUUGACCUUUGGGUGGGAGGCCAUUCCUCCUAAGGAGAAGCAGAGAAGAAAAGAUGAGACCACCCCUAUCAAUGAGAUGGUUUGGCAGUGUGGUGGUCAGCUGGAGAUCAUCCCCUGCUCGGUGGUUGGGCACGUGUUCCGCUCCAAAAGUCCACACACCUUCCCAAAAGGAACUCAGGUCAUCUCCAGGAACCAAGUGCGCCUGGCGGAGGUCUGGAUGGACGACUAUAAGGAAAUAUUCUACAGAAGAAACCAGCAGGCCUUGAAGAUGGCCAAAGAGAAAACAUACGGCGACGUUACAGAACGGCUCAAACUGAAGGAGCAACUGCACUGUAAAAACUUCACCUGGUAUCUACAAACUGUCUAUCCAGAGAUCUUCAUCCCAGACUUGACCCCAACCUUCUACGGAGCAAUUAAAAAUGAAGGGUCAAAGAAUUGCCUGGAUGUUGGCGAGAACAAUCAUGGAGGGAAGCCGUUGAUCAUGUACCCAUGCCAUGGAAUGGGCGGCAAUCAGUAUUUUGAAUACACGUCCCAGAAGGACCUGCGGCACAACAUCGGCAAGCAGCUCUGCCUCCGAUCUGGCUUUGGGCCGGUGGAGCUGGGAGACUGUCACUUCACAGGAAAAAACACACGUGUUCCAGGAAAUGAAGAAUGGGAACUGACCCACGAUCGUCUGAUUAAAAACGUGGCCUCUAACAUGUGUUUGUCGGCAAGAGAUGAGCAUCCAUCUAUGACUUCCUGUAACCCCUCGGAUUCUUAUCAGCAGUGGUUCUUUACCCAAGACAUAUAGUGAAGACAAAACCAGUGUCAGCAAGAAAUGUGCCAGCCCAUCUCACUUGGAGACCUUGAUUCCAAACUGCACUCAGGAAAACAGAAGCUAAGACUCUCUCCUUUUAUUUAAAGAAAGCUAACGUCUUAAAUAUGCUGCAUUUCACAGUUGCCUUUAAUUCUACUCUGUGCCUUUGGGAUAAGACUGUAAUACAUGGAGAUUUUUGUACCACUUUUUCUAAGAGACUAAGCAAACUUCUUGUUUGCAGCCUACAUGAGUGUCAUAUUGUAACAUAUCCAAAGAUAAAUAACAUGGGACCAACGAUGUCGAUAAUUGCAUGAAUGAUCAAUCCCACUUCCUAAACCCCGGAAAAUUGGACCACAACCAGUCAGAAUGCAAGGGAUGAGACUGAAUUCAACACCUGUCCCAAAGAAGGAGUGCCAGCCGGCCUUUGAAUAUGUCUCAUGCCAAAGAUAGUACCCGGUGUCCUCUAGUUAUCACAUAGGCUUGCAUGCAAAGGCAGAUCAGGACGCUGCAAGAAGAAAUUGCAGUGUCACGGUCAGGAGAGCAUAUUCAUGCUCUCUAGCACAGGCUCUUGUUCAAUGAGAUUUUUAACCUUGAAGAAAGAGAUAGGUGUGUGCAUUUAAAACAUAACAUCAGGGUGCACUGUUGUGUGAAAUCCCAGCCUGUUGCACCGAAUGAAACCUGUGUGUUACCUUGCCAGCACAAGGCGAUAGUAGUACUAAUUGUGUUGCAAAUAAAAAGGACUUUCUGUGCUGUUAAUCCCCCAAAGGAGAGAUGAAUCGUCAUUUACUUGGCCCACGCAGGGAAGUGGCCUGGUGAUGGUCCUGCUGAGCAUAGACUAGCAGGGGCAAGCCUGAUAUGGUGGCAGUAUUGCUUGAGAGACGGGUACUCUAUGAGCCUGCGAGAUCAUGUUGGUGGUUGGAAUGAAGAUUAUGGAAUAGCAUGCAGGGUAUGGGAGGAUUUUUUUUUUUUUUUAUUUUUAUUUUUAAAUCACUGGAUCAGUGCACAUGCAACACAGAUCCUGAGAUCCAGCAAGCUCAUGGCUUUUGAUUUCCUUGUGCAAUGAAGUAAUACUACCAUCUUUAACUUAGAGUGUGUGCCAGUCGGGGGAAACAGGUAGUGCCACUUUUAUCCUGGGCUGUCUGCUUCACUUUCGUGCUUGGGUUCUGGUACUUUAUAAAAAUCUGCAUCCAAGUAACACCUCUGAUGACUCAUCCCCACCCAUAGACAGUUUAAAUUAAGUACGCAAGCAGAGUAACUGGUUUUUACAGGAUAUGCUGAUGCAAAUCCAGGAUGUUUGCACUCUUCAGUAAAGAAAUCCCCCUCUGCCCCCUCUCUUCUCUCCCCCCCCCCCCACCACCACCACACACACACACAGAUUCUGGAGGGCUUAGUUUAAACUCUGAUUCUGAUCCCCCGUAUCCCGUACUAAACUGUGCGGCUCGUUUCUCUACCAUUUUAGCAUUUUGUGGAAAGAUGGCCUAGUAGGAGAGUGAAUGUAAGCCCUUUUUUGAGACUUGAAUACUGUAGUUUACGUUAGUUUCUAAGCGAUUCCAUUUCAUUUUAAUUGAAAAAUCUUCCUGGAAAUGGGGGAGACGACCUACCUUUGGACAUGUGACCUGAACCUAAAAUAAAGAGAUGUUCUAUUUUACAAAA